Messenger RNA from Angiostrongylus costaricensis, 864 nucleotides. The record is from the annotation of a GenBank genome assembly. Lineage: Eukaryota; Metazoa; Nematoda; Chromadorea; Rhabditida; Metastrongylidae.
AUGCGCGACGAAUUACGUCGGCAUCAGAAUAUCGGUGGUUCCGAUGAGCCGCAAUGUAAAUUCAAUGAGACACCGUUCGAUUCGGUACUGGUAUUGCGUCUCGUUGGUGGUCAUAGCAAUGUUAUCGAAUUACAUGAAGUCUACGAGACACCAAGUGACGUCAUUCUUGUGCUCGAACUUGUGUCUGGUGGUGAACUAUUCGAUCAUGUGUGUGCCCGGGAAUGUCUGGACGAGGUGGAGGCGGCGGCGUUUGUUCGACAAAUCCUCCUUGGACUUAAACAUUUACAUAGUCUCAAUAUCGUCCAUCUUGACAUAAAACCCGAGAAUGUGAUGUUAAAAAAGCGAGGUGAUUCUCAAGUAAAGUUGAUCGAUUUCGGUCUUUCACGACUUAUUAGGCCUGGUCAUAGCGUCAAGGAUAUGGUUGGAACACCAGAGUUUGUUGCUCCUGAGGUCGUGAACUACGAGGCGUUAAGCCCGGCGACAGACAUGUGGGCGCUCGGUGUUGUGACUUACAUCCUCCUCUCUGGUGGAAGUCCAUUCCUUGGCGAUACCCGUGAUGAGACUUUUUGCAAUAUCACCGGUGUAAAUUAUCAUUUUUCUGAAAGUUAUUUCAAAAACACCUCUACCUAUGCGAAGGAUUUCAUUUCACGAUUAUUCGUCCGAGAUGUCCAGUUACGUGCCAACGUUGACGAUUGCUUACGCCAUCCAUGGAUUCGAGGGCCCGAUGGUGGUGAUGUCGACUUGCGAAAAUCGUCAUGUAUCACUAUUUCACAUAUUCACUCAUUCAAACUCCGUCAGCGAUGGCGGGUAGGUGCUUAUCUUAUCUAUUUUUACCUUACUCAUAUUCUAAUCCCUUUUUUCUAA